ACUCCACUCUUCUGUCACCCUUCCAAAGCUUCAGCACCGAGUGGUGGUGGUUAUUCCACUGCUCGGGGUCCUGGAAGUUGUAGUAUUCACAGUUCGGUGUUUGUCUCUCAGGUGUGUUUAUAAAACAUCAACACCAGGAGCUGAUCAGAGCGGCAGGACUGGAGACCCAACACACAUUCGGGUCAGGGGUCAGGGGUCAGUGUGGAUGGAAACACUGUUAAACAGUACAGUACAGUGUCCUCUUCUUUCUCUUCUAAUGUCCGGAUAAAUCCACCAGUCUGAAAGCCCCUCCCCCCAUUUUAACUUAAUAUAUGCGCAUUUAAAUGAACACUUAAUUACUUAAAUUAAUAUUUAUUUUACAUUUAAUUUAAUUUAAAGUGUAUCUGAUUUUAUUAGUUUGUCUGAUUUCUUUAUUUUCAUUAAAUCCAAUGUUUAUAUUCUUUAAUUUGAGUGAGUCGCUUGAAUGUGUGGACUUGUUCAGGUUUCUGGUUGAAUUCUGUUCCAGUGGAUAUUAGUUCAGCGUAUGUAAACAGUUGUUUAUAUGUUUUGGUUUUAUUUUGAUUAUCAGUGAUUAUUCGGUUUGUUUUUACUGUAUUUGAUUGUAUUUCCUCGGCUGUGUUCGAUUAGAUCUGAUCUGGUCUGACUGAUUAAUAAAGUAUUGAGUGAUUCAUUAACCGGGUGUUAUAUGACGGAGUAGUGAGCCUCAUGUGCAGUGUGUAAGCGGGGUGACUUUUAUUUCACCGGAAGUGGCCGUGUAAGGGUUUUUUUCCCCCCCUUUUCUCUGCGCGUGUCUUGUUGUCGCUCUUUUCUCUGUGUUAUGUUUUUUCUCUCGCUUCAGGCUGCUUCCUGUGAGCGCGAGCGCGACUCUGCAGUCACCCGCACAUGUUCAUGAUGAGAGAGAAAGCCGCGCGCACCGGGGCCGCCAGUGUUUCUCAGCUGUGCUGGUUACUGCAAUGAAUGGCAACACUAUCGAGGAGACCCCGAGCAGCAUAGCGCCCCCUUGUGGCUGGAGGGAGUUUUGCGAGCUUCAUGCGAGUGCCACGGCGCGAGAGUUAGCGCAGCAUUACCGCCGUUUUGCCGGAACUCGACCGCCGCACGAUGUUGUUUCUCCGGAGAAAUUCAGCAGGCACUUCAGCGCCAUCUUCCAGCACCACUUCCGGCAAGAGGUGGCCAAAGAAGAAGCCCCGCCCCCUCCCGUGACUGGCCGUGCAUGCUCCUUUUCUGGAGUGCUCGAUUACCGGGAAGCAGGUCGACCAGUGGGUGGAGCCUCAUUUGUCAUUUUGCCACCAAAGCUGGAGCGGGAGCAGCCGCUGCAAAACUUCACUACACACAGACCACUUGGUCACUCCCAAGGGGUGGAGCUUGCUGAGAAUUACGCCCCUUCGCCUGUUUUGCCACCCCCCUCACAUGUCAACGUCUUCUCUCAGAUCGGAAGAAGCGUGUGCCAGUUCUUCAAGAAACAUUCGUCGCGUGAGGACUCGGUCCAUGACAACUCCGGGGACGAGUCGGAGAGAAGAAGCGGGGCUUCGGGGUCAGCGGAACACUCCUCAGCUACAGCGCCGCGUAGUGGCAUACAGCUGUUCAGCCGCCUGAAGAGGCACAGCACAAAAUGGCGGCAGGAUACAGGAAGCGUGUGCAAGGAAGGACAUUUUAGCUACCUGGAGGUAAAUGACACGAUUUCGGACACGGCCCCACGCUGGAUGCGCUGCCGCCUGCUGGUCCGGAGGACAAACGACAGGUUGGAACUUCAGCUCUACAACCCGCCCAAGGUAAGAGUCACGGACCUAGCAGAAAUUCCAAACAUUUAUUCUGCACCCUGUAUAUGGUGCGAGUGACGUUAAUGUUUAAACGUGGACGGGAGCGGGGUGUUUGGGUUAAAGGAGGACUUAACAGGUGUGUGUUCCUGUCUGCCCAAGGUUAUGUCCAAACUGCACACUUACUGAGGCUGUGUAGCAGGAAUAUAGUGUAGCGUGCUGGUUCCGGUAUACAUUUAUCAAGCGUGGUCAUUAGAUUAUUAGGCCACGCCCAUUAGGACGGACGGUCUCAGAUCAGGCGACGGUGUGUAGGCGUAUCCACGAUGGAAUAAACCACCGCAUCAUCACGGCGGAUGGUUUAUCCCGUACGGAUGGAUUCAUGUUUAUUUAUUUACUUAGUUGUUUUGUUUAAUGUUUAUUUAACCCGGCACAUUGAGACAAAAAAUUCUAACACUGCCCCUAGACUACUGCUAUAUAUGAUCUCUCUCUCACACACACACACACACCCUCCUACUCUCUUAGGGGUGUAGCUGCUGGUCAUUUUAGUAGCCAAUCAGAUGUAGGGGGUCAUGGCUAGAUCCAGAUCCUGAUUGGACGAUAGUCAAUGAGGAAUCUUGGCGGACUUA
Ictalurus furcatus (blue catfish) is the source of this 2380-nucleotide messenger RNA. RefSeq names its product SH2B adaptor protein 3 (gene sh2b3). Gene Ontology annotation, cellular component: plasma membrane. Gene Ontology annotation, molecular function: transmembrane receptor protein tyrosine kinase adaptor activity. Gene Ontology annotation, biological process: intracellular signal transduction. The transcript has 2 exons. NCBI's taxonomy places the organism in Eukaryota, Metazoa, Chordata, Actinopteri, Siluriformes, Ictaluridae. Bases 954 to 1835 code for a protein of 293 amino acids. The record is from RefSeq and is a predicted model, not a curated record.